Lachancea mirantina is the source of this 582-nucleotide messenger RNA. NCBI's taxonomy places the organism in Eukaryota, Fungi, Ascomycota, Saccharomycetes, Saccharomycetales, Saccharomycetaceae. The record is from the annotation of a GenBank genome assembly.
AUGUCUAAAGUUAACCAGUUUUUAGAUGCCAUUACGGCUAGACGCACUAUUUACUCUCUCAAGCCAUCGCUUCCAGAGGGUUUAAGCAUCGAAGACGUCCAGAAAGUUGUUCAAAAAAUUGUCAAAGAGACGCCAAGCGCUUUCAAUUCGCAAAUUAACCGUGCAGUCAUUCUAACGGGCCAAGCCCACAAGGACUUGUGGUCCAAGGUCAUUGAGGGUGUUGACGGCAAUUUCGCCAAGAGACCUAUUUCUGUCAGAGACGAAGCUUUCGGUACGGUACUUUUCAUGGUGAACGACGAAAAAACGUCAGAGCUACAGGGCCAAUUUCCAGCCUGGGCCUCCGCGUUUAACCAAUUUGCUGACCACUCCUCAGGCGCCGCUCAGAUUUCCACGUGGACUGCGCUCGAGCUUCUAGGCCUGGGCGCUCAUCUGCAACACUUCAACGGCUUCGUCAAGGCUUCUGCUUCCGAUGACAUUGUCCCAAAGCACUACAGUGUCCAGGCGCAGCUGGUGUUCGGUGCUCCAGUCGAGGCUCCACAGCCUAAGACUUACAUCGACAACGAGAUAAAGGUUAUUUCUUAG